AUUUUAAAAUAUAUUUCAAUGGACCGAAGAUGACCGAUCAUACAAAUGACAGUUCUCUUUAUCACAGCUUGUCAAAAAAUCAUUGACUGUUUUCGUUGUUUAUACAAUGUUAAGGAACUACCAGACGCUUUUGCUAAAAUAAAUAAUUUACAAAAAUGGGCGACUUUUUGGCAGCUAAUAAUAUUUGUGGCCAAAAUUUAUUGCGUUUGGUAUCCCGUGGAAAUGCUAUUAUAGCAGAACUGAUGAGGCUAAAGGAUUAUGUACCAUCAAUAUUUAGUCUAGAUUCAAAGCAAAUGGUUCAGAAGUAUGGAUCAAUUAUAAUUGAUUUUGCAUACUUUAAAUCAGCAAGCACUUAUGAACAAAAAAUAGAAAAUGAUCCAGUUCUUCAAGAGACAGAUGAAGAACUUCGAAAUAAUUUUUCUGAUAUAAUUUCAAGAUUUUAUUUGGCUUUUGAAAGCAUACAUAAAUAUGUUACGGACCUAAAUUUUUAUAUAGAUGAAUUAGGAGAUGGAAUAUAUAUUCAUCAAUCUAUAGAUACUAUUAUGCUCAAUGAAGAAGGACGACAGUUAAUGUGUGAAGCUGUAUAUUUAUAUGGAGUAAUGUUACUCUUGGUAGAUUAUCAUUUUGAAGGAUGUGUAAGGGAAAGAUUGCUUGUAUCUUAUUAUCGUUAUAAUGCUCAACAUUCCUCCUCUACAAGAGUAGAUGACAUAUGUAUGCUAUUACGCUCAACAGGAUUUUCUAAAACCUCCAAUAAACGACCUGCAAAUUAUCCUGAAGAAUAUUUUAAGAGAGUACCAUUAAAUGAUUCCUUGAUAGAACAUCUUAUAGGACGUUUACGUUCUGACGAAAUAUAUAAUCAAAGUCUUGCUUUUCCACAUCCAGAACAUCGUAGUACUGCUCUGUCCAAUCAAGCAUCAAUGUUAGUUAUAAUUUUAUCAUUUAAGCCAACUGUGUUGCAUACUCAAACAGCCAUGAUGAGAGAAAUAGUAGAUAGAUUUUUUCCUGAUAAUUGGGUAAUUAGCAUUUAUAUGGGAAUGGUAAUAAAUUUAUGUGAUUGGUGGUUACCAUAUAAAGCAGUAAGAACAGCUCUUAAUAAUACUCUUGAAUCAUCAAAUGUAAAAGCUGUUGCACAAAAAUAUGGUCAGAAAAUGAAGAAAUUAUUAUCCGAAACGGAAGAAGUACAGUUAGCUGUUACUCUAGAUGAAAGUGCACUUGGAUCAUUGGUCAAAUUAGUAAGAGAAUGUAAUGUAACAUUACAUUGGAUACUUCUACAUACAGCUACUUCAACCAUUUCAAUAGAAGAUUCAAAACGUUCGCGUAUUCUCAGGCAAUUAGUAGUGACUGAAAGCAAAUAUAAUACAUCCGAUUGUCUGCAGUUGUUGCUAAGUACUGCUCAAAUCGAGCAAGAUGUUAAACAAUUGUACAAAGAUUUAUUACUAGGUAAAGAAACUAAAUGGCUUAGAGAUAAAGGAAUAUGCGUUGAACGUAUAACAGAUCUUGCUCAAAUAUUUGGUGGCAACAAAUCACUUGAUGGUAUUGAAAGAAAUCAGAAUCUAUAUGUUUGGUUUAUGGAAAUAAGUAAACACAUUGAUUCAUUGCAACAAGAGGAUGGAAGAAAAAUAGUACAGUUGUUACAAGCAUUAGAAGAAGUGCAAGAAUUUCAUCAGUUGGAAAAUAAUUUACAUAUAUCACAAUAUUUAGCUGAUACGCGUGAAAUAUUGCAUAAUAUGUUACGCACAGGAAGUAUAACAGAAGACACUAUGAUAAGUUUAAAUAUAGUGACAGAUUGUUGUUACGCAUGGAACAUAGUGGAGUCGUUUAUUGAUACAAUGCAAGCUAGCAUAAAAGAAAGUCCGCCUACUGUAAUAAAAUUAAAAGCCUUAUUUUUAAAAAUGGCUUCAGCUUUAGAGACUCCUUUAUUAAGAGUAAAUCAAGCACGCAGUGCAGAUUUAUCGUCGGUCUCUCAAUAUUACAGUAGAGAACUAGAAAAGUAUGCGAGGCGUGUUUUACAAAUAAUACCUGAAACUGUGUUUGGUUUGCUUGCUCAGAUAGUACACCUUGAAACUAAUGCUUUUAAAGAAAUUCCUACUAAAUUACCAAAAGAUAAAUUGAAAGACUAUGCACAACUAGAUGAUAGAUUAAAAAUGGCUAAAUUAACGUACGCUGUAUCAGUGUUUACAAAAGGAGUAUUAUCUUUAAGAAGUGUUCCAUUAGGAGUAUUGAGAGUUGAUUCUCAUCGUUUAUUGGAAGAUGGAAUACGUCAGGAACUUGUAAAGAAAGUUACACUAGCUUUAGAUAAUGGUCUUGUUUUUGAACCAAAAUCAAAAAUGUCAUUGUUACAAAAACUUCAUAAUUUAGCUACAAUUAUGGAUGGUUACCGUAAAUCAUUUCAAUAUAUUCAGGACUAUAUUAAUAUUAACAGUUUAAAAAUAUGGCACGAAGAAAUAACGUAUAUCAUAAAUAAUGCAGUUGAAGAAGAAUGUACAGAUUCUUCUUGGACUUCACAAAGAUCAUGGAGAUAUUUUCAAGAUGAAAAGCAUACUUCUGUGUUAGAUAGCAACUCUGUAACUUUUAUUGGUAGACUUGCCCGUGAAUUAAUUCGUAUAACUGAUCCCAGAACAACUGUUUAUAUUGAACAUUCCCUUGCCUGGUAUGAUCUUAAAACGCAAGCAGAAGUACUGAAUUAUAAAAUCUUUUCAAGAACAUUAGAAGCAAUCGGCACACCAGGAUUAACAGGACUUAAUAAGCUUAUUUCGUAUUAUAUUAUUACUGAACUGAAUAACAUGGUUCAUUAUAUAGAAAAAAAUAUACGUAAUAAAACAUGGACAUCCACGCUCGAUCAUUUUGAAACAAUGUUAAGUUCUAUAAAUAAUCUUAAAGGUAAUGCGUCAAAAUUUCACAGUUCUGUUACUACAUAUAGUAAUAAAUUUUGUCCACAAGUACUUGAAUGGGUAUUAAAAAUUGGUCAUUACCAGCUACUUAAGAAAAAGAUAGCAUAUGAAUUAAACACUGCUUGCAAAUUCGAAGCAAAACACAUGGAAGCUGCACUUCAAACAUUAAAUACAGCUGUUUUAUUUGAAAUUCAUAAACAAGAUAAUAAUGAACAGAAUGUGGUAGAACAAAAUGAAUUAUUACGCGAACUUAAUGUGCGAUUGGAAUGGGCUGGUAUAGGUAAUCUCCAUAAUAACGUAUACAUGAAGUGCCUGAAUAUACAAAAUAUUGCGCUCAUUAUGUUUCUGCUUACCGCGUCACAAUUAUCGAGAUUACAUUACUGUAAAAAUACAGGAAGUUUACUAAGUAAGAAAUCUCAAGACUCUCUCGAUGUCGUGGUGUUUGUAAUUGGCAUACAAACUAUAUUACGUCAGUGUACUUUCGCAGAGAUGACACGCUAUGUUAACUAUCUUUGUAUCUAUGUUCUUUCUUGUGUCGUUUCAGAUAGUACAAAACCAGGAAGUGAUGGAGAAUCCGAAGGAGCUAACACUUUACAUAUUUUAGAGUUAUUUAUAAAAUAUUCUGGUAUACCAAGAUCAGUCAUCCUUAAAGAAAUUCCAACGAUUAUUAUCGAUUAUUUCCAAAUAAAAUUAACUAAAUAAUUAUAAGUUUCAAGUUCAAUAUAAUUCCUAUAAAUACAACUGAUUUUUAUUACAUUCAAUUAUAAAAUAAUAUGUUUUCUAUUUUGUAUAUAUAUUCGCAUGUAAAUUUGU
This is a messenger RNA of Megachile rotundata (alfalfa leafcutting bee), 3704 nucleotides long. It is a transcript of the gene Strump, whose product is annotated as WASH complex subunit strump. Gene Ontology annotation, biological process: endosome organization; actin filament polymerization; endosome fission. Gene Ontology annotation, cellular component: endosome; WASH complex. The record is from RefSeq and is a predicted model, not a curated record. Lineage: Eukaryota; Metazoa; Arthropoda; Insecta; Hymenoptera; Megachilidae.